GAGAGCUGACACAUGUCCAGCUAAUGAAAGGAGGAGGAAGGCUGGUCCCAGGCUGUGCUCAGAGAUCAGGAGCAGGGGAAGAGGAGCAUUUUAUUCCUAUUUCAAAUAAAUUUGGCUUCUUGGGCAUCUGGAUUGUGGUCAUCUGGGCAUCUCGGUUGCUAGUGAGAAGAGGGUGCCAGCGAUGCCUGGAUCCCCCGUGGAAGUGAAAAUACAGUCAAGAUCGUCACCUCCCACCAUGCCUCCACGGCCACCUAUCAACCCUGGCGGGCCCCGGCCGGGCUCCUUCACCCCUACAGCAUUAUCCAACGGGAUUAACCAUUCACCACCCACCUUGAACGGCGCUCCAUCCCCACCACAGAGAUUCAGCAAUGGCCCUGCGUCCUCCUCGUCCUCAUCACUCACCAAUCAGCAGCUUCCCGCUACCUGUGGGGCCCGGCAGCUCAGCAAACUGAAGCGCUUUCUGACUACCCUCCAGCAGUUUGGUAAUGACAUUUCCCCCGAGAUUGGAGAGAAGGUUCGGACCCUCGUGCUGGCUUUGGUAAACUCCACGGUGACCAUUGAGGAAUUCCAUUGUAAGCUGCAAGAGGCCACCAACUUUCCUCUUCGUCCCUUUGUGAUUCCAUUCUUGAAGGCCAACCUUCCCCUGUUACAGAGGGAGCUGCUGCACUGUGCCCGGGCAGCCAAGCAGACCCCUUCCCAGUACCUGGCCCAGCACGAACACCUCCUGCUCAACACGAAUACCACCUCCCCAGCUGACUCUGCAGAGCUUCUUAUCGAAGUCCAUGGGAAUGGCAAGAGACACAGUCCCGACAGGAGAGAAGACACCAGCUUCGAGAGAGACCCAGUCCCCCCUGAGCCUCCCGCCAAGAGAGUGUGCACCAUCAGCCCUGCUCCCCGGCACAGCCCGGCUCUCUCCCUGCCCCUCAUGAAUCCUGGUGGGCAGUUCCAUCCCACCCCGCCGCCUCUCCAGCAUUACACCUUGGAAGAUUUUGCCACUUCACACUUAUACAGGGACUCCACCAAGAUGCUAGAACAUCGAGAAAUCCGUGGUGGUGGUAGUGGUGGCGGUGGUGGUGGCGGUGGUGACCGACAUCAUGGGCUCGGCUUAAAUGGAGGAUACCAGGAGGAGCUGGUGGACCACCGUUUGACAGAGAGAGAAUGGGCUGACGAGUGGAAACAUCUCGAUCAUGCUCUGAAUUGCAUCAUGGAGAUGGUAGAGAAAACCCGACGUUCCAUGGCCGUCCUGAGGCGCUGCCAGGAAACCGAUCGGGAAGAACUCAACUUUUGGAAGAGACGAUGCAGUGAGAGCACAGAGACCAGGAAAGCCGGGAGUGAGCUCAUCUCCAGGCAGCACAGCCCAGGAAGCUCAGACUCACUCAGCAAUGAUUCCCAGCGUGAGUUCAGCAGUAGGUCAGGAACAGGCUAUGUCACUGAAGAGAUCUGGAAGAAAGCUGAAGAAGCCGUGAAUGAGGUGAAGCGGCAGGCCAUGUCGGAAGUGCAGAAGGCUGUGGCAGAGGCUGAGCAGAAGGCCUUUGAGAUGAUCGCAUCAGAGAGAGCCCGCAUGGAGCAAACCAUCGCAGAUGCCAAGCGCCAGGCCACUGAAGAUGCGUUCCUGGUUAUAAAUGAGCAGGAAGAGUCCACUGAGAGCUGCUGGAACUGUGGACGAAAAGCCAGUGAGACUUGCAGCGGCUGCAACAUUGCUCGGUACUGUGGCUCCUUCUGCCAGCACAAGGACUGGGAGCGUCACCACCGCAUCUGCGGCCAGGGUCCCCACAGUCAGAGCAAACCACUCCUCCCGCCCAGCGGCCGAGUCUCCGUCACCAAAGCUGCCGAUGGAGGGCUGAGCCCAGCCCUGGACAAGACCUCGGCGGCCACCUCAAGGUCCUCGACUCCUGCCUCAGUGACAGCCAUAGACACCAACGGACUCUGAGCAGGGCUGGUCGUCGGCUCCUUUGUGGUCACUUCAUUACCACCACAACCAGCCCCUUGGGGUACCAUGAGAAGGCAGCGGUUUCAGUUGAUACACGCACCUGUCAAACCAUUGGCACAUACCAUCUCAUCAGAGCAGGCAGCAGGGGACAGAGACAGCUUCUUUCAUUAUCUGUCAUAUUCCCCAGGGGACAAGAUGACCAGCAGCUCCCCCAGGGAUGACUGAUGGCUUUUCCAAAGUCUUGCUGGCCAAACAUGGCUUUACUAAGGCUUCACAUGUUUUUCUCCCAUGCCAGGGUGUCCAGCCACCGUGCAUGGAGGUGGUGACCAUUGCAUUACUUUCUUCAUUUCAGAUUGCUAGUUCAAACAGCCCCUGGCUCCAACUUCCCUUUCCUUGCCUUGCUCUUGAGCGCCUUUGUUCCGAGCUUUAGAUGGUUUAGGCCCCUUCUCUGUCUUGCCUGGCCCACAAGCCCCCCCAGAGCACUUUGUUCUAAAGACAGUGAAAUGGAAUCAGUCACAGAACAAGUCAGAUCUGGAAGGAACCUCAAAGACCAGCUACGCCAGCCUGUAGCUGAACAGGAAGCUCCUCCAUGGUAUCCCUGACCAGUGAACGUAACGGCAUUUGCUUUAAAGACAUCUAGUGAUGGGAACCUGCUACAUACUGCCGGCCUAGAGCACGGUGUUCUCACCCUCAUGCCUAGUCCCUGGUGGGUACCAAGGAUCCCAGUUUGAGCAACUGGGGAGAAUGUGACCCCCAAAGCUACUUAACUCAUUGAGCCACAUUGUCAGGCUGGAGUCCAGAAAUCCCAGGCCUGACAGGACCUUCUGCAAGGAGAAAAGCCACCACCCCUUGCACUCUGACCUCCCAGAGCCCAGUGUAGGGUCAGCUCAGACCUGGAUGGGGAGGAGGAGCUGAAUGUUUCAUUAAACGCGUUAGUUAUGAUUUCUAUGGAUGGAUGUAUUAGUUAUCCCUGCUCAGUUUGGGCUGGAGCCUCCCUCUCACUGGCUGCUGAGGUGCGGUUUGGGACCAUGAGGAGGAUGUGUCCUGAUUUUUCUUUAAUUCGUUUUGGGCUAUGCAGAGAACAUCUUAUCCACUGCAUGGAAGAUAAUAUCUUUUAUAUUUCUAUAGAAACGGCUUUUUUAAGAGAGCACAAGAGAGAGAAAUUGAAUUUAUUGUUAGCCCACUCUCUCCAAGCAUGUUGGCCAAAACUAUGACUAUCAAGUUUAGAAACUGCAGACUCCGAUGUCCAGAGCUCCAUGGACUGGAGUAUCAACUAUACGUCCCAGGUCAUACUUGUCCAGGUCCCCGAGUUUCUUCCUGACGUGCCUGUGAGUCCAGGUAUGGUAUCCCCUCACGCAGGAUGUGAAACAAAGCAGGCUGAGUUGAAUGCAGCCUGGCACAAGGUAGCUAUGGGGCCUGCCCAGCCAGUCAAGUGAGGCCCUAGGUUUGGCUUUUUUCUUUUUUGGUUUUUGUUUUGUUGGUGGGAUUGUUUUGGUUUUUGUUUUAUAAAGGAAGCAUGUGCCAUGUCCAAAAAGAUCUCUCCAGCUUCUGUACUUUCAGAUACUCAAACAGCCAUCAUCUGUCUUGUUUACCAUCCACAGGCUACAUGGUGCUUUAUCAAACAGUCAGUCCAAUCCAGUGAGUAUUUACUAAUUGUCUCCUAGGUGCUAGGGCCUCAGACAACACAGACAAAAUGGAAAAAAUUGGUACUGACUCUCGAGGGGUUUACAUCCUCCCAUUUAAAAGCAUCCUCCCUCCCACAGCUGCCCCGUUGAUGCAAGAAAUGAAAUUACAUUUCCUCUGAGGAACUCCAGCCCUUGGAAGCUUGAGGAAAAUCUCAUGGAAAAGAGAGAGAGAAGCACAUUGAUAAUAGCCAGCCUGCCACGGCUGCCUAGCUGGAGUGGGGGCAGAGAGGGAGCACUGAGCUCCCUAGGGAAACAUCCUUGAUCCUACAAGCCUCUCACCAUUUACAAAUAGCUGAGCCUUGUUUCUUCUGGUGGUUCGGUGGAACUUAGACCAACACGUUCUCCCCCACGUGCAGGGCCACACUUGGAAUAUGUGACCAGCAUUACAGGUUCAAUACAGGAGCACAUAGUAAGUAACCUAAGAGGGCCCACCGUACUCAUCUUGUCUGCCAGACAGGGUCGGGCCAGUCACCAUGAGUUAUGGAAGUAUCUAGUAGAUCAGAAGGGUCUCCUACCCAAAAAGACAAAGAAGGUUCCAAAGAUUCACUCCUAUGGCAGCGAGUGACCCAAGCCUGGACUGACAUCUCCACAGAGAAGAGACAAGUGAUAAAUCCCAAAGAGGAAUUGAUGAGAGAGGAGAGAAAAAAAUGUUUCACAUCGGGAGCAUCAUUGAAUCAGGUAUACCUCACUUUAAGAAAGCCCAGCAAUGACUAGAAAACAAACUAUCCAUUCACUUUCUGAAGAAGUUGCUGUAGGAUAACACUAGUAUAUUCACAGGGCAAGUUAUAUUGGGCAAAACAAGGUAUGCUUGAAGAAAGGAUAACAGCACAAAACGUAAAGUGUAGGAUAACAAGAUUGCUUCCCACUCUGGAUCUCUGUAUUUUGUAGCGAACCCCAGGACAGCUUAGUCGGUAGUUAAUGCCCAUUCCUGCCUAUGAGAGGGAGGCCGAUGCUGUUUGUGCUUUUCAGUGCAUCUGGAUUUCAGCCGUGCCAUCACAGAGUAUCCACAUGGAGACAAUGGGGCUAGGUAAUGAUAGCCAGGUUAAGCGGCCUCAGAACUGGUUGAACAAUUGGCCCCAAGGAGCAAGAAUUAAUGGAUUUGUGUCAAGUGGGGAGGGAAGGGUCUCCAGUGAUGGCCACCAGGUACCAUCCUUAUUAACGUUUUUAUCAGUGGCUUUGAAAAAGGCCUUGUUUAUUCAGCUGGUAGGCUAGCUAACGUGUGGGACUAAAAAGUCCGCUACAAAGAUGUUCAGUAGGUUUCAAAAGAUAGGCUGACCAUUGAAAUUAAACAGGGACCACUGAAAACCUUGGAUAUUUAAGCUCAAAAAAUCCAUUACAUAAAGGCAGAAUUGGGGUGUCUAGAUCAACAGCUGUUCAGGUGACAAAGACCAAGAAGCUUUAGGAUGAACCAGCAGUGUGGCAUGGCUGGUUAAAGAAGCUAUCACAGUCUUGGGCUCCACGUCUAGAGGUGCAGUGCCCAGCAUGAGGGCGAGGUCAGCCCUGCUGUCCUCCAUCUAGUCAGACCCCACUGAGAGUUUUGUUCCAUUUGGGGGCCACAUUUACAAGUUAGAGCAUGGUCGAGAACUGAGCACCGGAAGUGGUGAGAGGACAUGAAAUCAUGUUCUGCUGAAAGAACUGGGGAUGUUUAGACCGGGGGAAAAGUAGGAGAUGGCACAUGAUUAAUGCCUUUUUAUGGCUAAGGAAGAGGAAUCGGAGGACUUCUGCUUGGCCCCAGAGGCCUGAGUGAGGAGGGAUAGGUGGAAGUUACAGGGAAGAAUAUUUGAGGUCAAUAUAAGGAAAAGGAGCAGCCAGCCAAGAAUGGAACAAGUAGCUUUGUUUUUGGAUACUGAGCUUCCGGUCACUGGAAGUAUUCAAGUAGGCUAGAUAGCCAUCCAUCGGGGACACUGUAGGAGAGUUCCUGCACCAGGUCGGGGGUGAGCUCUACGGUCUCUACAUGCUCUGAUUCCAUGGAAACAAAGAUUUUACCCUAAUGCCCAUUUCCAAAGAUGAUGAAACUGACGAGGUGGGAGGAGUCAGGGAGGUUGACCAGGUGCUAGCGUGUUCCCUGUAGAUGGUGCUCCCCUUGCUCCAGGAGGCCAUUGCUAGACCCACAUCCACCCCACAUGCCCUGUUGCAUUGCAAUGUAUUUCUCAAACCAAAUAGGUGUGCUUGUGUGUGUCUGUCCGUCUCGACUGUCUCUCUUAGGGUGAAAACCCAUCGCAGCUGUGGGAAAUGUGCAAAGAGCGAGUCGGCAGCGGAGAAACAGCAAAAGGUGUUGUCGUCCAAGAGGGCACCCUUGGUCUCCCAGGGCCCCAGCAAAGGCAGGGAUUGUCUUACACGCUGGCAUUCCGAGUUUCUGGGGAGGCAACGAAAGUGGUUCCGUGUCUGAGGCAUGACGAGAAUGUAAAUAAGAUGUGCGCCAACAGCCCCCAGUGGUGGUUUGUAAAAGAGGGUGAUUGGGAUAAAACCACAGGACUGAGGAGAGGACAGUGGAUUGUUUUCUAUCUUCUUUGCCAUUUAACCCGAAUAGCAAAAUUUUUUUGUCGUUACUUAAUUCCAUGCAUAACUUAUUUAAUGUCUUGUAUAAAGGAACCAAAAUUGUUAAAUAUGUAUUUAGUUUGUUCUACUUUAAGUAGUCAAUAAAAGGCUAUAUUCCUUUUCU
Molecule: messenger RNA, 6277 nt
Organism: Trichosurus vulpecula (common brushtail)
Lineage: Eukaryota; Metazoa; Chordata; Mammalia; Diprotodontia; Phalangeridae
Gene: CBFA2T2
Product: CBFA2/RUNX1 partner transcriptional co-repressor 2
Exons: 11
Coding region: 182-1930 (582 amino acids)
Biological process (GO): DNA-templated transcription; negative regulation of DNA-templated transcription
Cellular component (GO): nucleus
Molecular function (GO): transcription corepressor activity
Source: RefSeq, a predicted model, not a curated record